AGGAAGUUGCAAUUUUUCCCCAUGGCUGCGAGGAAUAGUAGGGCUGGGGGUAAAAGAGUGUUUUGUGGAGGGAAAUCGACAGAUGCAUGAGAGCGGGAGGGGAAGGAACACAACAAGCAGAUCAGUCAUCAAAAAUAAAGGGAGAAGCGUCCUCCUCUUGGUCAUCUGGGAAGCCACCGCAGGCCCUCUGCUUUGGGGGAGACAGCACAUUUUGAAGCAGUUUCCCCCCACCCCCCGCCCUGCCGGGAUCAUGUGGUUUCAUUGAUCCGAGGUGGAGUACUUUGCGGAUAUUUGCAGUGAGAUCUGAGGAUCAGAGAGGGGAAGCCUGGACUGAACACAGUGGCAUCUUUCCUUGCUGGGAUAUUUUUUUCGGGGGGCGACAAAAUGGCUGCAGAACAGGAAGUGUCGGCAACCCUGGGCCUCCGCUUCCAGUCUGUGUUGGAGGAUGUGGUUCUGCCUCACGUGGAUCCAGAAGAUCAGAAUUCAGCUGAAAGCUUGGAAAGGCCUCAUAAAAUCCAGGACGAAACCAAAGAUCUCCCAAACAGCAAAGAGGAACUCCCCACGGGACCACCUGCCCUGCAUUCUGGUUGGGGCAACACAAAACAGCUGCUUCCAGCCCCCUGCGAUGACACAAAGGCGGCAGAUCCCAGUGGAGAAUGGCUGUCCCAGCUCCUCCCAGGCCACAGCGGGGAAGCCAAGCCGGCCUAUGGCUGCUUGGACUCCAAGGGGGACUAUGUGGACCUACAAGAGGAGCCCUCAGAAAGGGACGCCGUCACCAUGGAGGCACAGCGGCUGCACUUCCGGCAGUUCCACUACCGGGCGGUCGAGGGUCCCCGGGAGGUGUGCAGCCACCUCUGGUACCUUUGCCACCGUUGGCUGAAGCCAGAGAGGCACACCAAGGAGCGGAUCCUGGAGCUCCUGAUUCUGGAGCAGUUCCUGGACAUCCUGCCCCCGGAAAUGCAGAGCUGGGUCAAGAGAGGCGGGCCGGACACCUGCGCCCGGGCGGUGGCCUUGGCCGAGGGCUUUCUGCAGGGGCCACAGGGAUCCGGGACGUGCAGCGAGCAGGUGGUUCACCAGGAGAUGCCAGCCAGUUCUCUUGAAACUGAGCAGGCUCCUUCAGCGACUGGAGAGGAGCAGCCUGGUGCAGAGGUCAAGCAGGAGGGUGGCCGCUGUAUGGGUGAUGGGUGGAUGAGUGAAAUGGAAGAGCCACAGCUGAAAAUUGCAGAGCCAGAAGAGCCACAGCUGAAAAUUGCAGAGCCAGAAGAGCCACAGCUGAAAAUUGCAGAGCCAGAAGAGCCACAGCUGAAAAUUGCCACAGGGGAAAAGGAGCCAGAGGGAAAGGGGAAAGUAAGGCACCCCCUGCCAGCAACAGAGAAGGAGGAAAGGCUUUUGAAUCAGUCCAGAUCAGAGAGGAGAGCAGGAAAGAACCCAGAGGAGAGCGUUGCUAAUGGAGAAGGCUCUGGCAACCUCAUCAAAUCCACAAACCAACAGAAAACUCCCAAAGUCAAGCGGGAAACAACCUGCAGCGUGUGCGGGAAAAGCUUCAGCCGGAGAACAGGCCUCCUAGCCCACGAGAGAGUCCACACGGGGGAGAAGCCGUACAAGUGCUCACACUGUGGGCGGAGCUUCCGGUCAAAGUCGACCCUCGUCGUCCACCAGAGGACUCACACAGGUGAGAAGCCCUACCAGUGCCAGGAGUGCGGGAAGAGCUUCCCGGUGACCACGCAGCUUAUCGAACACGAGCGAACUCACUCGGGGGAGAAGCCCUACAAGUGCGCCGAGUGCGGCCAGAGCUUCCGCCAGCGAUCACACCUUAAAAACCACCAGAAGAUCCACACGGGGGUCAAGCCAUUUAAAUGCUCAUAUUGCGGGAAGGGCUUCAGCAUCAGCUCAGACCUCAUUAGGCAUGAGAGAGCCCACACCGGGGAGAAGCCCUACCAGUGCCCGGACUGCGGCAAGCGAUUCUGUAACAGCUCGCAGGUGAUUACGCAUCGGAGAGUCCACACAGGAGAGAAACCGUACAAGUGCCUGGAGUGCGGGAAAGGGUUCACCGUGAGCCAGCAGCUCAUCCGGCAUCAGGCUGUCCACACAGGAGAGAAGCCGUACCAGUGCUUGGAAUGUGGGAAGACUUUUGGUGUGAGCACCCUCCUUGCCGGACAUUUGAGAAUCCACACCGGGGAGAAGCCGUACAAAUGCUCAGAGUGCGGGAAAUGCUUCCGGCUGCGCUCAACGCUCUUCACGCACCUGAAAAUCCAUGCGCGAACUAAGCUGCAAAUUGGGCAUUGCUGCAGGUUAGAGAGGAGCCUAGGAGAAACAACACAAAGCUUCUGCUGUUUCAGAAGAGAGACAGAGAGUGGGGGGGGGGGGAAUGGACUGGACCAAAAUGGCAUAAUUGGGUCCCCGCUUCCAGGCUCUGUUCAAUCAGGGCACGGAACCUGGAAAGCAAGUGAAGGGGGAAAGCAGAGCAGGACACAAAUCGCAGAAGGGGCCUGGAAGAAUCCAGGGGUAGGUUGGCAAGCAGGUUUCUCAAUGGCAGGGCGGUCACCAAACACAGGAUGGAGCAGCCCACAACUGCCAGAGCCUUCCCUGUGGGACAACUCCAGGACUUAUCCACCCGCUGCAGAAGGCACAGACUAUAGCAGUUGCUGCCUCAAAACAAACAGUGCAACUUGCCUCUGUCCAGGCCUUAUCAGAGAACCCGAGGAUGCCUGUGGGGGCUCGGACUCUGGGGAAGUCCACUGGAGGGCCAAGGAGGAGCCCUUGGAAAGGGAUGCCAUCACCUUGGAGACGCAGCGGCUGCACUUCCGGCAGUUCCGCUACCAGGAGGCUGAGGGCCCCCAGGAGGCGUGCAGCCAGCUCUGGUAUCUUUGCCACCGGUGGCUGAAGCCGGAAAGGCACACCAAGAAGGAAAUCCUGGAGCUGCUCAUCCUGGAGCAGUUCCUGGCCGUCCUGCCACCAGAGAUCCAGAGCUGGGUCAGGGAAGGCGGGCCGGAGACCUGCGCCCAGGCAGUGGCCCUGGCUGAGGAUUUCCUCUUGAGGCAGCGAGAGGGUGAGAAACCUGAAGAGGUGGUGCCUAUGAGUCCUGGGGGCCCUUCAGAUGCCAGAGAGAAGACCCUGGGAAUGGAAUUCAAAGAAGAGGAUGGCAGAGAUCGUUCCUCUUUGGGUGACUGCUGGCUGAAUUGGCAAGAGGAGGAUAGUCCACAGCUAAAAGGCCAAACACAAGUGGAAUCAUGUAAGAAAGGAAGAUAUUUGCAAUGUCAAGAUAAGAAAACAACUUCUCCACUUUUGGGAAGUUGCCCAAAACAACGUGUGAAUGAGAAAGCCUCUGAGGAUUUUGCCAGAUCCACAAGCCAACAGAUUCCUCCAAAAGGCAAGAAGCAAAGGACCUGCAGUGUGUGUGGAAAGAGCUUCAGUCGGAGCACUGGCCUGAUUGCACAUCAGAGAAUCCACACAGGGGAGAGACCGUAUGAGUGCUCUGACUGUGGGAAAUCCUUCACGUUGAGGUCAAACCUGAUAGCGCAUGAAAGGACCCACAAUGGGGAAAAACCGUAUCAGUGCCAACAAUGUGGGAAAAGUUUCAGUGUAAGCUCACAGCUUAUUAAACACAAGAGAACUCAUUCAGGGGAAAAACCAUACAAAUGCACAGAGUGCGGACAGACAUUCCGCCAAAGCUCGCACCUUAAAAACCACCAGAGAAUUCACACGGGAGACAGACCAUUUAAAUGUUCAGACUGUGGGAAAAGCUUCAGUGUGAGUUCAGACCUGAUUAGGCAUGAAAUAUCACACACAGGGGAGAAACCAUACCAGUGUCCAGACUGCGGCAAGCGCUUCUGUAACAGUUCACAGAUUAUUACUCAUCGGAGAGUCCACACUGGAGAAAAGCCAUAUAAAUGCAUGGAAUGCGGAAAAAGUUUCACUGUGAGCCAACAACUCAGCAGACACCAGAGAGUCCACACAGGAGAGAAACCAUAUAAAUGCCCUGAAUGUGGGAAAACCUUUGGCGUGAGUACACUCCUUACUGGACAUCUGAGGAUCCACACAGGAGAAAAACCUUACGAAUGUUCAGAAUGUGGGAAAAGCUUCAGGCUGCGCUCCAACCUUAUUGCACAUCAGAAAAUACAUAAUGCAAGGAAAUCAUAGAUACUUUUUUUACUGCGUAUAUGUUGGUUGAGGGGGGAUUGUUAAAUUAUGAAUUAAUUGAUUGUUCACAAUAUUUUCAUAUGGGAUAGCACUGGCCUAAUCAAAUCUCUAGAGUAGGGGUAGCCAAUGUAGUACCCUCCAGAGGUUGGAUUUCAUCUCCCAUCAGCAUCAGCCAGCACGGCUAACAGUAAAAGAGGGGUAGAGUUCUAGACCAACAACUUGGGGGGGGGGGGACCACAUUGGCUACCCGUCCUAUAGGAUGCCAUUCUCACAGAUUUAAAAACUUAACUGGAUAGCAUUUUACUUUCAAGGUACAGUAGGGCCCCGCUAAUACGGCGGCUUUCAAUUAGAGUAAGGCCCCAGUCAUAUGGCGCUUGUUCCACUUUUACGGGGUUUUUCGGGUGUCAGGCACCAUUCUAUUGAAUGAGUUCUGCUUUUUGGCGGGUUUUGCUUUUAAGCGGGGGUCUGGAACGUAACCCGCCAUAUGAGUGGGGCCCUACCGUAAUUUCAUCCAUUAGGAGUUUACCCUCUUGAUUUUUAAAAUGUUUUUAUUGAAAGUUAUUUUGUUAUAUAGCCAAGGGGAGAGGAGUAUAAGGUGACCCCACUGAAGCUCAUUGAGUGACCUUGGGCCAGUCAUAGUCUCUAAGCCUAACCUUCCUCACAGGGCUGUUAAGAGGAUAAAAUAGGAGGGGGGGGGACACUUGCUUUUGUCCUGUUUUUACACCAGGCCUAAGCUGAUGAGGAUCCACAGUAAGGCCCACAAGCAGCAAGGUCAAGAGGCAGUUCAGUCUGGUCACACAAAGGCAGUCGUUCAUAUCAGGGAUCUAAGGGCAAGGUACAGGAUGGGUGAAAAGGCGUUGUUUCAGCAGCUCUCCCGCUGUUGCCCUAAAGCUUUUAAGCCAGAGCUGCAAGAACCAGGGCCCCACUGAACCCCCAUAGAGGUUUCUGCAGAAAGUCCUCGUGAGGUCCACAUGAGGAGUCCUGGUCUGCAAAAGAACACUUUCCCUGACUGUGAGGGUCUUGGACUGCUGCUUGAGGCACCAGCACUCCUGGAGUGGUUGUUCAGCCUUCAUUUCAGAAGCUGGAACCUCUUUUCUGCAGGGAGGGAUCUCUGCUAGUCUCUCCUGAGUGUCCCAAGUUCUCCUCAAUCAUUGUGCUGGGCUGUUCCUCAGUGCCACCAGUUCCUGGGGGCUCCAGAUCCUCCUCAGAAGAGGAGUUGUGUAGCUUGGGAGGACAGCUUUGCAAGCAGAAGGUUCCAGGUUCAAUCCCCAGGCUCUCUGGGUAAGGCUGCGAAAGGGCUCCUGCCUAAAACCCCGAAGGAACCACCGCCAGUCAGUGUCGACACUACUAAGCUAGAUGGACCAAUAUGGUCUAACUCAGGAUAAGGCACCUUCCUGUGUUUCUGGGCUCCAAUAAAUUGGCGAGGGUGGAUGCUUAUGCACAUAUAUUAGGCCAGGUGUGGGGAACCUCUGGACCUCCUUCAUGUUGGAUUCCAGCUCCCAUCAGGCCCAGCCAGCAUGUUUUUUAGAUUUCCUUGGUUUUAUUGCUGUGAAUGGAUUGUUAAUCCUGUGUGCUGUUUUGUAAAUUAGAUCUGUGAAAAACCUUAUAAAAAACAUGGUAGAUAAAAAAAUACAUAAAAUUUUUAAAAAACUAGGUACUACGGCCUCACAAUCUCUCAAUUUCUUAACUGUGCUGCCAAGAUCAGAUGGACAAGGGUGUUUGUGUGUUGUUCUUUAAUUUUAAUAAUUUUAUUUAUUAUAUGUGUAUAAACCUCCAUAAAUUACCAGAAGUGGGGGGUUCAUUAAAUAUUUUUACAAAUCCAUACAAUCCUGUAACAUGAAGAAAGAAAAUGAGAAAAAGUCUUAUCUUAAAUUUGAAUGGUGCACAGCAUUUCAUAAAA
Rhineura floridana is the source of this 6040-nucleotide messenger RNA. Its product is annotated as zinc finger protein 184-like. NCBI's taxonomy places the organism in Eukaryota, Metazoa, Chordata, Lepidosauria, Squamata, Rhineuridae. Gene Ontology annotation, molecular function: RNA polymerase II cis-regulatory region sequence-specific DNA binding; DNA-binding transcription factor activity, RNA polymerase II-specific. The transcript has 8 exons. The record is from RefSeq and is a predicted model, not a curated record. The coding region runs from base 385 to 4140 and encodes 1251 amino acids. Gene Ontology annotation, biological process: regulation of transcription by RNA polymerase II.